AUGGACCCUCUAGAGGAAGCUUUGCCGCCGGCUACGGACUAUCUCACUUACCUAACUCUUCUGGAGUAUCAAUUGACCCCUGCUCGUCUUCCGCUAUUGCAUAAGCUGCUACAAGAUGAAAAGCUCACCACGAAUAUCGGGUGGGACCUGGUCAAGCUUCUCUUACCCAUGCUCCCCGCGUCGACCGAGUGCCUACAGGAUGUAGCCCGCCUAGGAAACCCGCGAGAGGUGAUCUUGCGUGUAUCCGAGUCUUUGAUGCAACUUCAACCGGAGGAUGAGGACGAGGAAGAUGACGCUGAAGCCAGCGACGAAGGACUACCUUCGCACAUCCUAAAGUUUAACUGCCUUCUCGGCAUGCUUUCGGUACUACACAAGCGGAUACAGACCAAGGUUCCCAGUCGAUUCAUGGCAACUUCCUUGCAGGCGGCACUCGAAGCAUAUACCUCGAUGCCAACUAACGAGACCACAUUGGCUUUCCUUGAGUUCCUUCGCGAGGUUUCUCCGUCCAAACGACCUGCACCGCCCCCAAGAGUUGCUAGUGAGUCAAGUGUGCUCAGGGUGGCUGCAGAAUCUGCACCAGAUCCUGAAGCAGAGGUAUCGUCGCCGUCCCCCUCUGCCGAUAACGAGACUCUUUUGGUCCGAAAAUUCAUUCAAUUCAGUCUAUUGGAGUUGUUGAAAUCAUAUCUCCUGAGUUUCUCCGGCCCUACGGAUCCAGGGAUGUCAUGGGCAAUCCGUAUGCAGGAACACCUGCAUCCCGAUCUGCGGCUACCCGGCUCCCAGUCUCAAACUGAAGCAUACGCAUCAACAAAGGAGCUGAAAGAACGCGAUAUGAUCAUGGGAAAGCUUGUGGCUCUAUCAAGAGAUGUUGGCCUCGAUAGCAAUCAACUCCUGGCGAUAAUCUCAAGCUCGGCAACAGAUCAAGUUGCGCAGCUUGAUUUUGAUGAACCGCCCACAGAUCCAAAUCAGAUUCCACUCGAACGACACGGGUCUCUUCUUUUACUAGCCGCCCGAACUGCAGGUGCAACUCUCUUCGCUUCCGGUCAACCACUGCCCCAACUGGCAGUUUUCCCUGAUUUAUCUUUGAUUUUCAACCACUUCGUUGGUGGAUCGACCAAUCUCGACGAAAUAGCUUUUGGCCAACCUCAUGCGUUGCUCGACUCCCUGCUAGCCGUGACCGUCUACACCUUACAGCAACCGACCCGCCCUCCGUCUAAUGAGGCCGAUUUCAAACAAUUUGUUGUCACUUUGACAGCAUGCACAGCACGUCAAAGUCACGGCAUUGUUCGCCAGAUUCCGGCUACUGUUUUCCAGAGUUAUCCUUCGCCUGAGACUCGGUUCAAGCUGAUUUACAAUAUCUUGAAGGAAGAUCGUCUAGCUUCGGCUCGCGACAGUGCUAUCACCUGGCUGAAGCAAGAGCUACUUGCCGGCUCAAGUACAUUGUUCCAAGACCCACAUUAUCUUUGGGCCUUGUUCCCGACUUUGUUCAGCCCGGUCAGCACAGCCAGCUCUUCUGAUCUUGUUACUGCCUGGACUCGUCUCACUCAGACCCAAGGCCCACCUCUACACUCAGCCUUGAACCUAUACUACCUUCUGCUUUCCUCAACUUCGCUUCGAAGCACGCUCCAGCUCGAGAAGACUGUCAAAUUCUUCCGUAGCCAUGUUCUGGAUCCCCUUCGACGGGUAUUCCACGCCUUUGAAGUUGAUCUCACCGCCAAGGGUGGUGAAGGUGUCAUUGAGGCUGCUGUUGGCGAGGAGAUGUGCCAAGCUGGCAAUGCCAGGUCUGCGGGGCUGAUUGGACUUACCCUGGACCAAAUCGAGGAGAUUGUAACAGAUGUCUUUGGUUCUGAUGACGCAGAUCUGGCGGAAUAUUCUGACUCUGACAAUGCCCAGGUGGCUGAAAUUCGCAAGCGAAUGGAAGUUUGGAACUAG
This is a messenger RNA of Penicillium olsonii, 1929 nucleotides long. Lineage: Eukaryota; Fungi; Ascomycota; Eurotiomycetes; Eurotiales; Aspergillaceae. The record is from the annotation of a GenBank genome assembly.